Molecule: messenger RNA, 13509 nt
Organism: Scaptodrosophila lebanonensis
Lineage: Eukaryota; Metazoa; Arthropoda; Insecta; Diptera; Drosophilidae
Gene: Sdb
Exons: 5
Coding region: 65-13399 (4444 amino acids)
Biological process (GO): microtubule anchoring
Cellular component (GO): ciliary basal body; cytoskeleton; centriole
Molecular function (GO): microtubule binding
Source: RefSeq, a predicted model, not a curated record
AAAAGUCUAUUUACCUACACGCAGUCAGUGAUUACCUCAUCUGUGUCGAAUUAAAACCAGCAAAAUGGUCUCAAAAAACAAUAAAAAGAAACAGUUGUCGUCGCACUCGCAGACGCAGCAUCAACAGCAAUCGUCGGCAACAUCUACAUCAGCAACAACAACAACGUCGGAGUCGGCAACCAAAUUAACCAAAAAACAGCGUCCCGAUGCCACAGAGACAAUAAAAACAACCUCCAGUUCGACCUCCAUGGAGCAGAGCUCUGUGUCAUACGGUGCGCCUACGCCAGCAGCAACUGCAAUAUCCACUGUACAGCUCUCGGAUGAUCGAGAUGCAGGUGCUAAAAGCUAUAGCAGUCAAGCGGGCAAGUCCAGCUCCAGCACAUACACAGCGCAAUCUCAGUCCCUGGAAUCACAGCAGUUCAGCAGCAGCAGCAGCACCAGCAGGAGUGCGAAGAUCUCGCGAGAUUACUCGAACGAGAAAAUCAUUUCGUCAAUUGAUCUCCUCGAAAGUGAAAAAAAGGAACCGGUAUUUUCCGUGCCGAUCGAGGUAGUGGAGUACGGCGGUGGCAUAACGAUGUCUGCCAGCGGCGACAGUGUAUCAAAAAUGUACACGUCCUCAUCAAAAUCGGCUAGCAGCAGCCAUCAGCAGGCCAGCUCCACUUACUUUGAGUCUACAACCAGUUCCAGCCGCAACGCCAACGAAACGCUCAUUGCGAGCGAGAGAGCGAGCGCUACCGGUAUGACAUCAUCUUCAUCAUCAUCGGUGAACAGCAAAUAUGUUGCAGAACAGGUUGGCAUAGAUAGCACCUCCAUCACAAAUACCAAACAGCAAACCAGCACCAACACUACUAACAUUAGCGGCGACAAUAUUGGCUACAGCGUUGGCGGUACUGAUAAAGUGUACGAAUCUCAGACAAAUGGUGCUAUACGUGCGAGCGUGCCAAAGAUUCCAGGUGCAGCUACAGCUGACCGUACCACUACAACUACGUCAUCAUCAACGUUGGCGCCGGUGACGUCGCAACGCGAACCGGUCUCGUCUACAUCGACCACAACAAAAGCUACGUCAUCAACGCAACGUCACGAUAAAAUCGCGACCACUGACAGCACCAGCACCAGCACCACAGCUGUUGAUGAAGCAACGUCAUCGACAUUACUGGUGGCCGACAUUAAUACGACAGACAGACGCAGCAGUGGUGGUUUUGUAGACACGAAACGAUUGGACACGGUAAAGGGCAGCAGCAGUAGCAACAAGCAAAUCAGCGAGAGCACAACAAACCGCAGCACCACAAAACAGUCCAAGUCGACCUCGAAAAAGGAAGUCUACGAUGUAAAAACGAAAACCUGGAGCGAAUAUAGCGAUGGAACCACUAAUUACACUAAUAAGAAGCAUCCGACAUUUGAGCGUUACGUUAGCAAGGAGUCGGAUGGCUCAUAUAAAGUAACAUACAAGAAGAAGAUAUACGACAGGCGAAAUAAUAGAUGGCGUGUGGUCGAUGAGAAAACUGUGGACAGCACGCACGACUUGGGUUAUCCUGAAAUAGUUGAUGAUGUCAUUAAUACGACAACAACAACAUACACAACUAAGGUGUAUGACACAAAGCUCGGCAAGUGGACGGUCGUGGACGAGAAAUCGUUCACUGAUACGAAAGCUUUUGUGCCCAAUGACAUUGCUCGUGAAAUUGAAAAAGAUAACACCGAUGUCGCCAACAUAACAACUACGACUGAAGUAACAAAGAUAUUUGACGCAAGCAUAAACGAUUGGCGUGUUCUGGAUGAAAAAACGCAUACAGAUGUUAUAGAGAAAAUUGUUGAGACUCCCAAGAAAACUAUAUACGUUGAUGAGUUUGUUGAAAUUGAGAAAAACACAUCAAUUUCUGAAAACAACGAAAACGUAACCCUUAACCGAAACGAAACAUCGAAACACAAAAAUAUUACCGAGAAUAUUUAUGAUGAACUCGAUUACAUAAAAACUGAUAAAACCCUAGACGAUUCAAGAAAGCGUGGAGUCGAAAAGAAUAAAAAAACAUCUCUACAGUCGAUUCAUAGCGAAAAGUGUAUCUGUGAAAUAUGCACCUGCGGGCGCCAUCAUUGCUCAACCAGCACAACAAAGUCUUCUGAAAAAACACUUGUUGAUAUAAACGAGCAAACCGAUGAAAACUACACGAGAGUUCGUACUAACACCUGGUCGAAAACAGAUUUGGAGAAGGAAAGAACAAAGUUAAAGCCAAACGAAGAAAUACUUUUGGACUAUAUUGUUAUAAAAAGGCCUGAAGAUAACUUAAAGCAGGAAGGUGAAUUCAUAGUUCCAGAGAAGGAGCCAUAUAAGCCCGGGGAAAAGCGAACUAAGAUUGUACAUACAGAUAAUUUGCGAACAGAGGGCGAAAUGACUUUCGUUGAGAAAGAAGAAUACAGAUAUGUAGUUCGCCCAGAACAAAAGAGACCAUUAGACAACCUCAAACCAGAGGGAGAGUUUUAUACUCCGGAUAAAUCAGAAUAUAAACCAGCAGAGCGACCAACUCAAAAGAAACCAACUGACAACCUAAAGCCAGAAGGCGAGUUUGAAAUACCAGAAAAGCAAAUUUACCGACCGGGUGAAAGGCCCAUUCAGAUAAUUCGUACUGACAAUCUCCGUACAGAAGGCGAAAUGACAUUCAUAAAGCGAGAAGAGUACCAAUCUGUUACAAGGCCAGAGCAAGUAAGACCCACAGAUAACUUAAGGCCGGAGGGCGAAUUCUACACUCCAACAAAACCAGGGUACAGGCCUGCUGAACGACCUGUUCAAAUAAAACCCGACGACAAUUUACGACCAGAAGGUGAUUUCUAUAGCCCAGAAAAAACAACAUUUACACCAGGUGAACGACCAUCACAAAUCAGACCAGAAGAUAACCUCCGCCCCGAAGGAGAUUUUUAUUCACCUGAGAAACCGAAAUUCCGGCCAGGAGAACGUCCAUCUCAAGUGAGACCUGAAGACAAUCUCAGGCCAGAAGGAGAAUUCUACACACCUGAUAAACCAGGAUACAGGCCAGCCGAACGUCCAGUUCAGAAGAAGCCAGAAGACAACCUGCGGCCAGAGGGUGAUUUCUAUAGUCCCGAAAAACCGAAGUACAUGCCAGGCGACCGUCCUUCACAAGUCAGACCAGAAGAUAAUCUACGGCCAGAGGGAGAAUUCCACACCCCUGAUAAACCAGGAUACAGGCCAGCCGAACGACCAGUUCAGAAGAAGCCAGAAGACAACUUGCGACCAGAGGGUGAUUUCUAUAGUCCCGAAAAGCCGAAGUUCAUGCCAGGCGAGCGUCCAUCUCAAGUGAGACCUGAAGACAAUCUCAGGCCAGAGGGUGAAUUCUAUACUCCAGAAAAACCAGGUUAUAGACCAGCCGAACGACCAGUUCAGAAGAAGCCAGAAGACAACCUGCGACCAGAGGGUGAUUUCUAUAGUCCCGAAAAACCGAAGUUCAUGCCAGGCGAGCGUCCUUCACAAGUCAGACCAGAAGAUAAUCUUCGUCCAGAGGGAGAAUUUUAUACACCUGAUAAGCCCGGAUUCAAGCCGGCUGAACGACCAGUUCAAAAGAAACCCCUUGACAAUCUUAAGCCCGAAGGCGAAUUCGCAAAACCAGAGAAACAAGUUUUUAGGCCAACAGAGAAAACGGAGAAAAUCAUACGUAAGGACAACUUGCGGACUGAGGGAGAAAUGACGUUUGUGGAGAGAGAAGAGUACCAGUAUGUGACUCGGCCUGAACAAGUAAAACCAACCGAUAACCUAAAGCCCGAAGGCGAGUUCUACAGCCCUGAGAAACCGAAAUUCCGGCCAGGAGAACGUCCAUCUCAAGUGAGACCUGAAGACAAUCUCAGGCCAGAGGGUGAAUUCUAUACUCCAGAAAAACCAGGUUAUAGGCCAGCUGAACGACCAGUUCAGAAGAAGCCAGAAGACAACUUGCGACCAGAGGGUGAUUUCUAUAGUCCCGAAAAGCCGAAGUUCAUGCCAGGCGAGCGUCCUUCACAAGUCAGACCAGAAGAUAAUCUACGGCCAGAGGGUGAAUUCUACACCCCUGAUAAACCAGGAUACAGGCCUGCCGAACGACCAGUUCAGAAGAAGCCAGAAGACAACCUGCGACCAGAGGGUGAUUUCUAUAGUCCCGAAAAGCCGAAGUUCAUGCCAGGCGAGCGUCCUUCACAAGUCAGACCAGAAGAUAAUCUACGGCCAGAGGGAGAAUUUUAUACACCUGAUAAGCCCGGAUUCAAGCCGGCUGAGCGACCAGUUCAAAAGAAACCUGUUGAUAAUCUUAAGCCCGAAGGCGAAUUCGCAAAACCAGAGAAACAAGUUUUUAGGCCUGCAGAGAAAACGGAGAAAAUCAUACGUAAGGACAACUUGCGGACUGAGGGAGAAAUGACGUUUGUGGAGAGAGAAGAGUACCAGUAUGUGACUCGGCCUGAACAAGUAAAACCAACCGAUAACCUAAAGCCCGAAGGCGAGUUCUACAGCCCUGAGAAACCGAAAUUCCGGCCAGGAGAACGUCCAUCUCAAGUGAGACCUGAAGACAAUCUCAGGCCAGAGGGUGAAUUCUAUACUCCAGAAAAACCAGGUUAUAGGCCAGCUGAACGACCAGUUCAGAAGAAGCCAGAAGACAACCUGCGACCAGAAGGUGAUUUCUAUAGUCCCGAAAAGCCGAAGUUCAUGCCAGGCGAGCGUCCUUCACAAGUCAGACCAGAAGAUAAUCUACGGCCAGAGGGAGAAUUUUAUACACCUGAUAAGCCCGGAUUCAAGCCGGCUGAGCGACCAGUUCAAAAGAAACCCGUUGACAAUCUUAAGCCCGAAGGCGAAUUCGCAAAACCAGAGAAACAAGUUUUUAGGCCAGCAGAGAAAACGGAGAAAAUCAUACGUAAGGACAACUUGCGGACUGAGGGAGAAAUGACGUUUGUGGAGAGAGAAGAGUACCAGUAUGUGACUCGGCCUGAACAAGUAAAACCAACCGAUAACCUAAAGCCCGAAGGCGAGUUCUACAGCCCUGAGAAACCGAAAUUCCGGCCAGGAGAACGUCCAUCUCAAGUGAGACCUGAAGACAAUCUCAGGCCAGAGGGUGAAUUCUAUACUCCAGAAAAACCAGGUUAUAGGCCAGCUGAACGACCAGUUCAGAAGAAGCCAGAAGACAACCUGCGACCAGAAGGUGAUUUCUAUAGUCCCGAAAAGCCGAAGUUCAUGCCAGGCGAGCGUCCUUCACAAGUCAGACCAGAAGAUAAUCUACGGCCAGAGGGAGAAUUUUAUACACCUGAUAAGCCCGGAUUCAAGCCGGCUGAGCGACCAGUUCAAAAGAAACCCGUUGACAAUCUUAAGCCCGAAGGCGAAUUCGCAAAACCAGAGAAACAAGUUUUUAGGCCAGCAGAGAAAACGGAGAAAAUCAUACGUAAGGACAACUUGCGGACUGAGGGAGAAAUGACGUUUGUGGAGAGAGAAGAGUACCAGUAUGUGACUCGGCCUGAACAAGUAAAACCAACCGAUAACCUAAAGCCCGAAGGCGAGUUCUACAGCCCUGAGAAACCGAAAUUCCGGCCAGGAGAACGUCCAUCUCAAGUGAGACCUGAAGACAAUCUCAGGCCAGAGGGUGAAUUCUAUACUCCAGAAAAACCAGGUUAUAGGCCAGCUGAACGACCAGUUCAGAAGAAGCCAGAAGACAACUUGCGACCAGAGGGUGAUUUCUAUAGUCCCGAAAAGCCGAAGUUCAUGCCAGGCGAGCGUCCUUCACAAGUCAGACCAGAAGAUAAUCUACGGCCAGAGGGUGAAUUCUACACCCCUGAUAAACCAGGAUACAGGCCUGCCGAACGACCAGUUCAGAAGAAGCCAGAAGACAACCUGCGACCAGAAGGUGAUUUCUAUAGUCCCGAAAAGCCGAAGUUCAUGCCAGGCGAGCGUCCUUCACAAGUCAGACCAGAAGAUAAUCUUCGGCCAGAGGGAGAAUUUUAUACACCUGAUAAGCCCGGAUUCAAGCCGGCUGAGCGACCAGUUCAAAAGAAACCCGUUGACAAUCUUAAGCCCGAAGGCGAAUUCGCAAAACCAGAGAAACAAGUUUUUAGGCCAGCAGAGAAAACGGAGAAAAUCAUACGUAAGGACAACUUGCGGACUGAGGGCGAAAUGACGUUUGUGGAGAGAGAAGAGUACCAGUAUGUGACUCGGCCUGAACAAGUAAAACCAACAGAUAACCUAAAGCCCGAAGGCGAGUUCUACAGCCCUGAGAAACCGAAAUUCCGGCCAGGAGAACGUCCAUCUCAAGUGAGACCUGAAGACAAUCUCAGGCCAGAGGGUGAAUUCUAUACUCCAGAAAAACCAGGUUAUAGGCCAGCUGAACGACCAGUUCAGAAGAAGCCAGAAGACAACUUGCGACCAGAAGGUGAUUUCUAUAGUCCCGAAAAGCCGAAGUUCAUGCCAGGCGAGCGUCCAUCUCAAGUGAGACCUGAAGACAAUCUCAGGCCAGAGGGUGAAUUCUAUACUCCAGAAAAACCAGGUUAUAGACCAGCCGAACGACCAGUUCAGAAGAAGCCAGAAGACAACCUGCGACCAGAGGGUGAUUUCUAUAGUCCCGAAAAGCCGAAGUUCAUGCCAGGCGAGCGUCCUUCACAAGUCAGACCAGAAGAUAAUCUACGGCCAGAGGGUGAAUUCUACACCCCUGAUAAACCAGGAUACAGGCCUGCCGAACGACCAGUUCAGAAGAAGCCAGAAGACAACCUGCGACCAGAGGGUGAUUUCUAUAGUCCCGAAAAGCCGAAGUUCAUGCCAGGCGAGCGUCCUUCACAAGUCAGACCAGAAGAUAAUCUACGGCCAGAGGGAGAAUUUUAUACACCUGAUAAGCCCGGAUUCAAGCCGGCUGAGCGACCAGUUCAAAAGAAACCUGUUGAUAAUCUUAAGCCCGAAGGCGAAUUCGCAAAACCAGAGAAACAAGUUUUUAGGCCUGCAGAGAAAACGGAGAAAAUCAUACGUAAGGACAACUUGCGGACUGAGGGAGAAAUGACGUUUGUGGAGAGAGAAGAGUACCAGUAUGUGACUCGGCCUGAACAAGUAAAACCAACCGAUAACCUAAAGCCCGAAGGCGAGUUCUACAGCCCUGAGAAACCGAAAUUCCGGCCAGGAGAACGUCCAUCUCAAGUGAGACCUGAAGACAAUCUCAGGCCAGAGGGUGAAUUCUAUACUCCAGAAAAACCAGGUUAUAGGCCAGCUGAACGACCAGUUCAGAAGAAGCCAGAAGACAACCUGCGACCAGAAGGUGAUUUCUAUAGUCCCGAAAAGCCGAAGUUCAUGCCAGGCGAGCGUCCAUCUCAAGUGAGACCUGAAGACAAUCUCAGGCCAGAGGGUGAAUUCUAUACUCCAGAAAAACCAGGUUAUAGACCAGCCGAACGACCAGUUCAGAAGAAGCCAGAAGACAACCUGCGACCAGAGGGUGAUUUCUAUAGUCACGAAAAACCGAAGUUCAUGCCAGGCGAGCGUCCUUCACAAGUCAGACCAGAAGAUAAUCUUCGUCCAGAGGGAGAAUUUUAUACACCUGAUAAGCCCGGAUUCAAGCCGGCUGAACGACCAGUUCAAAAGAAACCCGUUGACAAUCUUAAGCCCGAAGGCGAAUUCGCAAAACCAGAGAAACAAGUUUUUAGGCCAGCAGAGAAAACGGAGAAAAUCAUACGUAAGGACAACUUGCGGACUGAGGGAGAAAUGACGUUUGUGGAGAGAGAAGAGUACCAGUAUGUGACUCGGCCUGAACAAGUAAAACCAACCGAUAACCUAAAGCCCGAAGGCGAGUUCUACAGCCCUGAGAAACCGAAAUUCCGGCCAGGAGAACGUCCAUCUCAAGUGAGACCUGAAGACAAUCUCAGGCCAGAGGGUGAAUUCUAUACUCCAGAAAAACCAGGUUAUAGGCCAGCUGAACGACCAGUUCAGAAAAAGCCAGAAGACAACUUGCGACCGGAGGGUGAUUUCUAUAGUCCCGAAAAGCCGAAGUUCAUGCCAGGCGAGCGUCCUUCACAAGUCAGACCAGAAGAUAAUCUUCGGCCAGAGGGAGAAUUUUAUACACCUGAUAAGCCCGGAUUCAAGCCGGCUGAGCGACCAGUUCAAAAGAAACCUGUUGACAAUCUUAAGCCCGAAGGUGACUUCGUGAAACCAGAGAAACAAGUUUUUAGGCCAGCAGAGAAAACGGAGAAAAUCAUACGUAAGGACAACUUGCGGACUGAGGGCGAAAUGACGUUUGUGGAGAGAGAAGAGUACCAGUAUGUGACUCGGCCUGAACAAGUAAAACCAACCGAUAACCUAAAGCCCGAAGGCGAGUUCUACAGCCCUGAGAAACCGAAAUUCCGGCCAGGAGAACGUCCAUCUCAAGUGAGACCUGAAGACAAUCUCAGGCCAGAGGGUGAAUUCUAUACUCCAGAAAAACCAGGUUAUAGGCCAGCUGAACGACCAGUUCAGAAGAAGCCAGAAGACAACCUGCGACCAGAAGGUGAUUUCUAUAGUCCCGAAAAGCCGAAGUUCAUGCCAGGCGAGCGUCCAUCUCAAGUGAGACCUGAAGACAAUCUCAGGCCAGAGGGUGAAUUCUAUACUCCAGAAAAACCAGGUUAUAGGCCAGCUGAACGACCAGUUCAGAAGAAGCCAGAAGACAACCUGCGACCAGAGGGUGAUUUCUAUAGUCCCGAAAAACCGAAGUUCAUGCCAGGCGAGCGUCCUUCACAAGUCAGACCAGAAGAUAAUCUUCGGCCAGAGGGAGAAUUUUAUACACCUGAUAAGCCCGGAUUCAAGCCGGCUGAACGACCAGUUCAAAAGAAACCCGUUGACAAUCUUAAGCCCGAAGGCGAAUUCGCAAAACCAGAGAAACAAGUUUUUAGGCCAGCAGAGAAAACGGAGAAAAUCAUACGUAAGGACAACUUGCGGACUGAGGGAGAAAUGACGUUUGUGGAGAGAGAAGAGUACCAGUAUGUGACUCGGCCUGAACAAGUAAAACCAACCGAUAACCUAAAGCCCGAAGGCGAGUUCUACAGCCCUGAGAAACCGAAAUUCCGGCCAGGAGAACGUCCAUCUCAAGUGAGACCUGAAGACAAUCUCAGGCCAGAAGGAGAAUUCUACACACCUGAUAAACCAGGAUACAGGCCAGCCGAACGUCCAGUUCAGAAGAAGCCAGAAGACAACCUGCGGCCAGAGGGUGAUUUCUAUAGUCCCGAAAAACCGAAGUACAUGCCAGGCGACCGUCCUUCACAAGUCAGACCAGAAGAUAAUCUACGGCCAGAGGGAGAAUUCCACACCCCUGAUAAACCAGGAUACAGGCCAGCCGAACGACCAGUUCAGAAGAAGCCAGAAGACAACCUGCGACCAGAAGGUGAUUUCUAUAGUCCCGAAAAGCCGAAGUUCAUGCCAGGCGAGCGUCCAUCUCAAGUGAGACCUGAAGACAAUCUCAGGCCAGAGGGUGAAUUCUAUACUCCAGAAAAACCAGGUUAUAGGCCAGCUGAACGACCAGUUCAGAAGAAGCCAGAAGACAACCUGCGACCAGAGUGUGAUUUCUAUAGUCCCGAAAAACCGAAGUUCAUGCCAGGCGAGCGUCCUUCACAAGUCAGACCAGAAGAUAAUCUUCGGCCAGAGGGAGAAUUUUAUACACCUGAUAAGCCCGGAUUCAAGCCGGCUGAACGACCAGUUCAAAAGAAACCCGUUGACAAUCUUAAGCCCGAAGGCGAAUUCGCAAAACCAGAGAAACAAGUUUUUAGGCCAGCAGAGAAAACGGAGAAAAUCAUACGUAAGGACAACUUGCGGACUGAGGGAGAAAUGACGUUUGUGGAGAGAGAAGAGUACCAGUAUGUGACUCGGCCUGAACAAGUAAAACCAACCGAUAACCUAAAGCCCGAAGGCGAGUUCUACAGCCCUGAGAAACCGAAAUUCCGGCCAGGAGAACGUCCAUCUCAAGUGAGACCUGAAGACAAUCUCAGGCCAGAGGGUGAAUUCUAUACUCCAGAAAAACCAGGUUAUAGGCCAGCUGAACGACCAGUUCAGAAGAAGCCAGAAGACAACUUGCGACCGGAGGGUGAUUUCUAUAGUCCCGAAAAGCCGAAGUUCAUGCCAGGCGAGCGUCCUUCACAAGUCAGACCAGAAGAUAAUCUUCGGCCAGAGGGAGAAUUUUAUACACCUGAUAAGCCCGGAUUCAAGCCGGCUGAACGACCAGUUCAAAAGAAACCCGUUGACAAUCUUAAGCCCGAAGGUGACUUCGUGAAACCAGAGAAACAAGUUUUUAGGCCAGCAGAGAAAACGGAGAAAAUCAUACGUAAGGACAACUUGCGGACUGAGGGCGAAAUGACGUUUGUGGAGAGAGAAGAGUACCAGUAUGUGACUCGGCCUGAACAAGUAAAACCAACCGAUAACCUAAAGCCCGAAGGCGAGUUCUACAGCCCUGAGAAACCGAAAUUCCGGCCAGGAGAACGUCCAUCUCAAGUGAGACCUGAAGACAAUCUCAGGCCAGAGGGUGAAUUCUAUACUCCAGAAAAACCAGGUUAUAGGCCAGCUGAACGACCAGUUCAGAAGAAGCCAGAAGACAACUUGCGAUCGGAGGGUGAUUUCUAUAGUCCCGAAAAGCCGAAGUUCAUGCCAGGCGAGCGUCCUUCACAAGUCAGACCAGAAGAUAAUCUUCGGCCAGAGGGAGAAUUUUAUACACCUGAUAAGCCCGGAUUCAAGCCGGCUGAACGACCAGUUCAAAAGAAACCUGUUGACAAUCUUAAGACCGAAGGGGACUUCGUGAAACCAGAGAAACAAGUUUUUAGGCCAGCAGAGAAAACGGAGAAAAUCAUACGUAAGGACAACUUGCGGACUGAGGGCGAAAUGACGUUUGUGGAGAGAGAAGAGUACCAGUAUGUGACUCGGCCUGAACAAGUAAAACCAACCGAUAACCUAAAGCCCGAAGGCGAGUUCUACAGCCCUGAGAAACCGAAAUUCCGGCCAGGAGAACGUCCCACCCAAGUGAGACAUGAAGAUAAUCUCAGGCCAGAGGGUGAAUUCUACACACCUGAUAAGCCAGGUUAUAGACCAGCCGAACGACCAGUUCAGAAGAAGCCUGAAGACAACUUGCGACCUGAAGGUGAAUUUUAUAGCCCCGAAAAGACAGGAUAUACUCCUGGCGAACGUCCUUUACAAAAAAAACCAGUGGAUAAUCUUAAACCUGAAGGUGAUUUUGUGAAACCGAUGAAGCAAACGUAUAAACCGGCUGAGAAAACUGAAAAAGUUAUUCGAAAAGACAACCUUCGUACUGAGGGGGAAAUGACUUUUACCGAAAAGAGUGAAUAUCAGUAUGUGACUCGACCUGAGCAGGUGAAGCCUGUAGACAAUCUUAAGCCUGAAGGAGAUUUUACGUGCCCCGAAAAGCCAAAAUAUCAGGCGAGCGAACGUCGUACAAUUGUUAAACACACAGAUAAUUUGAAAGUAGAAGGAGAAUUUUAUGCCCCAGAGAAACAAGUUUUCAAGUCGACGGAAAGGCCCAAGCAAAAAAAGCCUGAAGAUAACUUAAAACCUGAGGGAGAUAUUUUAAUACCACAAAAAGAUAAAUUUAGACCAGCAGAUAGGGUUACGAAAGUUAUACAUAAAGAUAAUCUUCGUACUGAAGGAGAAAUGAUUUUCAAUGAAAAAAUUGAGUUCCAACAGGUUGUUCGUCCCUCUCCAAUAAAGCCGGACGAUAAUUUGAAGCCCGAGGGAGUUAUGUAUACUCCACAGAAACCAAAAUAUCAAUCUGGCCCACGCCCCGAACAGAAGAAAUACGAAGACAACUUAAAACCUGAGGGUAAAAUGCAUAUACCACAAAAGGAACCAUUUAAGCCCGCAGAGAAGGUAAAAACAAUAGUACGAAAAGACAACUUAAAAACAGAAGGCGAAAUGACAUUUACCCAAAAAGAAGAAUAUCAUCACGUUAAAAGACCAGAUCAGGUGAAACCAACCGAUAACUUAAAGGUAGAAGGAGAAUUUUAUGUUCCAGGCAAAGGUACCUAUAAGCCAGCUGAAAGGCCAACUCAAAAGAAACCCAAGGAUAACUUAAGGCCGGAAGGAGAAUUUUACAGAAGAAAUGAAAGAAGCGAAACAGAUAGCAAAACGAUUACAGAAAAUAUAAGAAGAGAAACUCCAAAACGUCCUGUGGAUAAUUUAAAACUUGAAGGUUCUAUGACAGUAACGAGAAAAGAUGACUACAAAAAAUCAACAAUGAAUACUACUAUACACAAAACUCAACAAAAAUACAAGCAUAAUAGCUCUUCUAUUAGCCUUGGAAGUGAUACUGCAAUAUUGAAAACAACAAAUCAAAUGAGCUUUGUUUCUGGAAAAGAUGCGGUAAAGCAAGUCGAGUCGAAUAAUCAAAAUCCGGUUGACGGUUUAAUAGUAGUUUCGACAAAAAAGGUUACAACAGUCGUCGGUGGCCGAAGCAAAAAGGAACCUGAAACUGAGUAUGUAAAAAGACCAGCAAAGAUAAAUGUUAUUGAGAAUAUUGCAAAAAAUACAACGACAACAAAUAUCGAAAACACUCAGAAUAUCCACAAGGAAUCCACAUCGAUGCAAAGAAAUCUCAAUAUUGUAGAAAAUACAGCUGUGGAUAAGCAACAUAUAAAGGGAACACAGGCUUCCAACAAUUCCAUUCAUACAACGACAACAAAACAAGGAAAUACAGUGAUUAACGGCUCAACAUCUCAAGUGACAGCUGCAAAGAACUUCCAUCAUCGAAAGAGUGAGUUUUCCUCUGAGGCCGAUGUCUCAAACUCAAUAUUCCAUCGUAAAAAUAUUACAAGUGAUACAAAUGGUCUAAGCAGUAGUCUUACUUCGAAUGGGAAAAUGCAACGCAAGAGUAUUCUAAAUUUGCAUGAACAGCCCUCAAGUACCAAUUAUGCCACGGACCGUCAGAGUUACAGUAGCUUACAUCGUCAAAACCGGGAGUCGGACUUGAGCUCCAGCUUCUCUUCUGAGCGUCGUAGCUGCAACAUACACAAGGAAAACCAUGAGCAUAACCUGAAGACGUCUUCCUCUAUGACACGCGUUAUAUCUGGUGCUGGUGGCAAUGACAAUAAGUCCAAUAUCGAAAGGUCAACGGUCACACGCACGUACGUGUCAGGCGGUAUCGAUUUCCCAUCACACAGCCAUAGCGAGCGCACUAUCAGACGCACUCGUGGUGGUCAACAUAUGUCCAGUGGAUUCGAUUUCCCCUCGUACACCGACAACCAUAGUCGUACAGAGCGUGUUGUUACACGCAAUCGUAGUAAUCAGUCCUCAAUCAGUCUGGGCAACGAGAAAUCAACCGGCUCCAGUCUUUAUAAAAGCGAAUAUAUAACUGCCCCCACAACAUGUGCUGUUCAUAAAAUAAAACAAGGUGCAUUCCAACAUACCAGGAGUACUCAAGAACAUAAAUUCUUUAAAACCUCAAACUAACAGAAGACAUUACUUUACUUACACAUAUCAUUUGAAUAUUAUCAAAAUAGUGCCCUAAGUAUUCAUGACAAUAUUUUUUUAUACAAUAUACGAUUUAUAAAAGAAAAUCA